Molecule: messenger RNA, 687 nt
Organism: Beauveria bassiana ARSEF 2860
Lineage: Eukaryota; Fungi; Ascomycota; Sordariomycetes; Hypocreales; Cordycipitaceae
Exons: 1
Coding region: 1-687 (228 amino acids)
Source: RefSeq, a predicted model, not a curated record
AUGCCCGCGAUCCGCUCGAAGAAGCUGAGAGAUGAAAAGAGAUUCAAUAUUUGUCAGCCAAAUAAUCCCAGUAUACCUUUCUUCCCGGACAAAAAGGAAUACAAACAGCAGCUUCUACCUCCUCCCGAUUCAGCUCCUCAUCGCAACUGGCCAUGGCUUGUCGAACCAGGCCUACUUUCAAUCGAAAUAUACGAAGCCAUUAUUACCCAAACUCUCGGCCGCUGUUCUCCUUUACAGAAGUACAUUUGCCAAACUGGCGUAGUGCAGCUAGGCUAUGCACCACGACCAGGCGUUAUAUAUGGUUCUAGAGACCAUCGCGUUCGCGAAGACCGAGAUAUAUGCUUUACUAUGAUAUCGAUUAAAGAGCAAGUCCAAAUUAUCCGCUGGAUGACGCGGUAUGGAGCUUUUAUAUAUGGAAAUCCUAAGAUCGCCACACCAUAUGGCUAUCUAAUACUAGCUGGAAUCAAUGAUGGCUCCACGCGCCAGAAUAUUUGCAACGAUCUUGGUUUUGGCAUCAGCGACUCUGAAUACCCCCGCAGCAUUCUUCCACCGGGUGUGCUUGCUCUUGCAGCUAUGGACUAUUACGCGUGGGCGUUGCUGAGUGAAGAUGGAGUACCGCGUGAGGGGCGAGCGACCGACGACUGUGGAGUUCAGAGGAUUGAGUGGCCCACACGAUAUAGUACCUAA